GUUCAGUGGAGUAGGAAGCAGCAGCUGCCAUUUUAGCUGCGCAGGACUCGGCUUUCCCUUUAAGCAUGGAGCACAGGCGAGCUGGAAGUUAACCACCAGCUUACGUCUCCACCUGGCCGGCGGUGACUUUUACAGUUCAUAUUACUCAUUUGAUACUCCUCUUCAUGUUUAACCGCGUAGACACAAUGUAGCUUUUGUUUACAUUUGAUGGUGAAAUAGGUUUUAAUUAAGAAUGAGAAUUUCUUUACCACGGGACAAAGCAAUUACAGUGCCAUGGUGACGCUGAAUCACCUGAGUGUAGAGGACCCAGGCGACGGCUCUCCACUCUUGGCCGAGGCCGCGGAGGCUGAAAGUCCAACUCCUCUCUUUCACUGGCCGCAAGCGAUCGCAAAGACUGACUCCAGGGGGGUUUUCCUUGGCAGGAGAGAAAACCUUGCCUUCAGUCUGGUGCUGCUCAUUGGAUGCUACUCGGCUAUUCUGAUUCCUGCGUAUCUCCCGUUGGAUGAAGUGGAAGAUCUACGUGACGACAACCAACACCCCAAAGAUCCGGUCUUACUAAAUCGGUCCGCGUCCCUGCUCUCAGGCCCCUGUCAGCCUCGCUGGUGCAUGAACCACCUCCAGCUCCUGUCCCUUUCCUCAGGCCUCCUAGAUAUCCCCGUGUUUGUGCAGCAGGAGCAGUCUGCGCCGUGGGAUCUGUCCCCUCCUCUGGGGCUCCAGGGCAGUGAGAAGCAUCUGGCCCUUGCUCUGGCAUCUUUGCCCCAGCCAGGGCUGCCCGCAUCACUGGGGAGUGAAGGCCACUGCAGGCGCUGUGUGGUGGUGGGAAAUGGAGGGGUUCUAUAUGGGAGCCAUCUUGGAUCCCAUAUUGAUCAGUAUGACAUUAUUAUCAGGCUGAAUAACGCUCCAGUGUCCGGAUAUGAGAAAGACGCCGGUUCUCGCACCACGAUCCGCCUGAUUUACCCCGAAGCAGCACCUCACUCCGCAAAUGAGUACAAAAAUACCUCCAUGGUGGCUCUGGUUGUCUUUAAGAGUCUGGACCUGGACUGGCUCACUUCUGUCAUUACCAAGCAGCCUCUGAGCUUCUGGUCCAAAAUAUGGUUCUGGAGGGAAGUGGUGGAUGAUAUUCCACUGAGACCCGAGAACUUCCGGAUCUUCAACCCAGAGAUUAUUCACAAGACGGGACAAAUACUUCGGAAAUAUGGUCACAAACAGGAAAACACGGUACCAACCCUGGGGGCCAGUGCUUUGGUGAUGGCUUUGCAGCUGUGUGACCAGGUGAGCCUGGCAGGUUUUGGAUACAACAUGCAGCACCCGGGGGCCAGGCUUCACUACUAUGAGAGCAUUCGCAUGGAAGCAAUAAAGGCUCAGGUGGUGCAUGACGUAAAUGCUGAAAAGCUCUUUUUGAGGGAGCUGGUGGCUGCAGGAGCCGUGGAAGACCUCACAGGAGCUCUGUGAGUCAGUGCACAGACUGAUGAUGAACUGAACUCAACGUGCACUCCUUCCUCUCACUGUGAGCCUGUGUGGAGUCUUCCAUAAACGCUCCCGGGCAGAAGAAGCCUACAAAGUAUGAAUUAACCUUUAAAAAAAGUCUUCAGGGUUCAGACGAGUGAGCAAAUUAAAAAAAGGUUAGACAAGACAAGUUUAUGAUUGGUGAGAUGUAACCUAGCAUAUCUAGUAAUUAAAUGCAUUUAUUGAAUCACUAUCUGUUAGACAGUCAUUUUUAUAUGGAUGAAUAAUUGUGACAUCACCAAUGGGAAGACAAUCAGCCAAGGACUACUGAUUUGUAAAAUGUAUGCGAUGGUUCAAAUAAUUGAAAUCGCACUGUUUACGAUGACUCAAUAAAGAAAUUACUGUGAGAAUACUGAUA
Pungitius pungitius (ninespine stickleback) is the source of this 1864-nucleotide messenger RNA. It is a transcript of the gene st3gal7, whose product is annotated as ST3 beta-galactoside alpha-2,3-sialyltransferase 7. The transcript is spliced from 8 exons. Bases 274 to 1452 code for a protein of 392 amino acids. The record is from RefSeq and is a predicted model, not a curated record. Gene Ontology annotation, molecular function: lactosylceramide alpha-2,3-sialyltransferase activity. NCBI's taxonomy places the organism in Eukaryota, Metazoa, Chordata, Actinopteri, Perciformes, Gasterosteidae.